This is a messenger RNA of Drosophila guanche, 1784 nucleotides long. Its product is annotated as succinate-semialdehyde dehydrogenase [NADP(+)] GabD-like. The transcript has 3 exons. Gene Ontology annotation, molecular function: succinate-semialdehyde dehydrogenase (NAD+) activity. Gene Ontology annotation, biological process: GABA catabolic process. NCBI's taxonomy places the organism in Eukaryota, Metazoa, Arthropoda, Insecta, Diptera, Drosophilidae. Bases 136 to 1656 code for a protein of 506 amino acids. The record is from RefSeq and is a predicted model, not a curated record.
AUUAAAAUCAAUUAAAAUCAAUCAAAGGCGCUAAGUAAAAGGCAAAAACAACUGCUGUUGGCACCCAGCGAAUUGCCCUGAUUCCGGUUUAGAUAAGAGUUUAAGAAACUACCUGAUAACUGAGCAAAAGCAAGAAUGUGGCGACACCUCAACACCAUCACAACCAGAACCAGCAGCUUCAGCAGAAUGCGCAGUCUCUCAGCUUUGGUGCAGAGCAAGGCUCUUGUCAAUGGCAACUGGAUAGAAGCCAGCGGCAGUGCCACCUUCGAGGUGAGGAAUCCCUCCAGCGGCGAGGUGAUUGGUCAUGUGCCCAACAUGAACGUGUCGGAUGCCCAGGACGCCAUCAAUGCCGCCAAGCAGGCCUACGAGUCCAAGGAGUGGCGCUCGCUGACAGCGAAAGAUCGCUCCAACCUUUUGAAGAAGUGGCACAAACUCAUCGAGCAGCAUACACAGGAGAUAGCCGAGAUAAUGACCGCCGAGUCGGGCAAGCCCAUCAACGAGUCCAAAGGGGAGGUGGCCUACGGCAACGCCUUUGUCGAAUGGUUCGCGGAAGAGGCUCGUCGCAUCUACGGCGAGAUCAUACCCAGUCCUGUGGCCAAUAGGGAAAUCAUUGUGAUGAAGCAGCCCAUUGGUGUGGCAGCCCUAAUCACACCCUGGAACUUCCCACUGGCCAUGAUCACACGCAAGGCUGGCGCCGCACUGGCUGCGGGCUGUACCGUUGUGGUGAAGCCAUCGGAGGACACACCGCUGACAGCUCUGGCUGUGGCCAAACUGGCCGAGGAAGCUGGCAUUCCCAGCGGCGUGAUCAAUGUGGUUACCACCAACAAGGCAGCCCCCAUUGGCGAUCUCUUCUGCAAGAGUCCCGACGUGCGCGGCAUCUCCUUCACCGGAUCCACGGAGGUGGGCAAGCUGCUGUUCCGCAACUCGGCCGAUGGCAUCAAGCGGGUCUGCCUGGAACUGGGCGGCAACGCGCCAUUCAUUGUCUUCGACUCUGCCAAUGUGGAGAAGGCCGUCGAGGGAGCCAUGGCAUCCAAGUUCCGUAACUGCGGCCAGACCUGCGUCUCGGCCAAUCGAUUCUUUGUGCAGGACGGCGUCUAUGAGAAGUUUGUGUCGCAGCUGAAGGAGCGCGUGGAGGCGCUCAAGAUCGGCGAUGGCCAGUCGUGCGAUGUUCAGAUCGGACCCCUCAUCAACCAGAUGCAGUUCAAGAAGGUCAGCGGCUUUGUGGAAGAUGCGCGCAGCAAGAAGGCAAGCGUUAUAACCGGUGGCAAGCCUCUGCCAUCGAUUGGGCCGCUUUUCUAUGCACCCACGAUCAUUACGGAUGUGCCGCCCACGGCCCAGCUCUACACGGAGGAGGUGUUUGGCCCCGUUGUCUCCAUCAUCCGCUUCAAGGACGAGCCGGAAGCCAUCCAGAAGGCAAACGACACCAGGCGCGGCCUGGCCGGCUACUUCUACAGCGAGAAUCUGCAGCAGGUCUUCCGGGUGGCCAAGCGCCUGGAGGUGGGCAUGGUGGGCGUCAACGAGGGCAUGAUCUCGGCCGCAGAGGCGCCAUUCGGCGGUGUCAAGGAGUCGGGCGUCGGACGCGAGGGCUCCAAGCACGGCAUCGACGAUUAUGUGGAUAUUAAGUACAUUUGCAUGGGAAAUCUGAAGUACGAUUGAGGGCCGAGUAGUCCCCAGCCUAUGCUUUCAUAUGCAGUCUUCCAUUAGUUAAAAUGCAAAGUUGUUGUUUGUUGUAUACUUGUAAAUCACGCCGCUAUAGAAAUAAAUGUGCACAAAUUAUCAAUAAA